Messenger RNA from Theobroma cacao (cacao), 2007 nucleotides. Its product is annotated as receptor-like protein 33. NCBI's taxonomy places the organism in Eukaryota, Viridiplantae, Streptophyta, Magnoliopsida, Malvales, Malvaceae. The record is from RefSeq and is a predicted model, not a curated record. Gene Ontology annotation, molecular function: protein binding.
AUGGAAGAAAAGGAUGCUCUCCUACAAAUUAAAGCUUCAAUAAACAGCCCAGAGGGAACUGCUUUCUCAAGCUGGUACGGAGAAGAUUGUUGCCAGUGGGAGGGUGUUGAAUGCGAUGCAUCCACCGCUCGUAUCAGACGCAUCUUCUUUCACUACCAAAGGGAUCAAAGCUUGCUUGAAAAUUGGUAUCCAAAUGCUACCCUAUUUGCGCAGUUUAAGGGCUUGAAAGAACUUGAACUGCCAGGGAAUCGUAUCAAGGGAUUCACUUCACUUGAUGAGCUUCAAAAACUCAAGCACCUUCAAAAGCUGAAUCUGCAUGACAACUUAAUAGAAAACGCUUCGUAUCUCUGCUGGGGGAAGGGGGCAUUGCCUUCUCUUUAUUCCUUAGAUUUGUCCAAAAACAGGUUACUAGGUCAUAUUUCAGAAUGCUUCUGUGAUAGCCUGACCUUAACGGAACUAAUCCUGUAUGAUAACCAUCUCCAAGAUAACAUUUUUACAUGGUUGAGUAAUAUGACUUCACUCAAAUGUCUAGACCUCUCUGACAAUCAAUUCAGUGGUUCCUUUCCUUCCUUUCUAGUCCACAACCUAACAAAUAUUGAGACACUUACAAUCUCUAGAAAUCAAUUCAAAGGCAGGGUUUCGUUUUCCAUUUUUGCCAAUUUGUCAAGGCUCCGUCAGCUUGACAUUUCAGACAAUGCCCACUUGAAACUGGAAACAGAGUCCCCGACUUGGUUCCCAUCUCUCAACAUAACUGUGCUGAAUUUAGCUGGUUGUAACCUACGAAAUAUCCCCAGCUUCCUCUCCACACAGAACCAGCUGGAGUUCCUAGAUCUAUCGGACAAUUUAAUCAUAGAGAAAUUUCCUUCUUGGCUGAUGAAGAAUACCAUUUCAGAAUUACGGAUUGGAGGCAACAGUGUGAGUGGGCCAUUCCCUAAGACCUUUCGGAACUUGAGUUCACAGCUUACUUCGCUAGACAUCUCCAACAAUAGCUUCUACGGGCCAUUACCUGAAGAUAUCAACGUGAUUUUUCCAGAGUUGCUUGUCCUAGACGCAUCCUUAAAUGUCUUCAGAGGUGGCAUACCCCCAUCCUUCGGUAGAUUCAAACGAUUUCUCGUUCUGAAGUUAUCAGGCAACAAAUUACGUGGAGAGAUUCCCUACCUUAUGACAAGUAAUAUGAGUUCCCUUGAGUAUUUGUGUUUGAGCAACAACAACUUGGGAGGAGACGCACUUCUCAAAAAUUCAAGUUUGCCCAAGCUUAUGGUACUAGAUCUUGGCAGGAAUGACUUCACCGGGAACUUCCAAGAUAGCCUGUCGAGGAGUUUCUCACAAUCGUCCGCAUUCCCUCAAUUAAGAGUACUCAUUCUUAGAGGGAACCGUUUGCAAGGGCAAAUACCGCAGCAACUGUGCCGAAUGAGACGUUUGAGUUUAUUAGACCUUUCUAACAACUAUCUUUCUGGUAACAUUCCCGAAUGCAUUGACAACAUCACUUCUUGGACAGCGGUGGAUCAGAGGGGUGCUGAAAUGAUAUCAUACCAUCUUUAUAUUAUGACCUGUUUAGAUUUGUCCUGCAAUAGAUUGACUGGUUCAAUUCCCCUCCAAAUUACACAACUGAAAGCAAUCAUAGUGUUGAAUAUGUCCCAUAAUCUUCUCACGGGUCAAAUACCGGCAUCCCUGGGAAACUUAGAAGCGCUGGAAGCGUUGGAUCUUUCCCAUAACAAGCUCUUUGGUGAAUUAUCCCAAGAAUUAACUGCUCUUUCAUUCCUUUCGUUUUUCGACGUUUCUUUGAACAACCUAUCAGGCGCGAUACCACAAGGAAAACAGUUUGAUACGUUUGCGAAUGACAGUUAUGUAGGCAAUCCCGGUCUUUGUGGCAUCCCACUUGAAAGGAAAUGUGGUGCACAUACACAGAAACCAUCCUAUGUCUUGUCAAAUACGGCCACCACGUGCAGUUUCCUGUUUCAUUGCAUUGUUUUUAUUCUUGUUAUAAAUUUCAUUCUCUUUCCAUAG